UUCCUGGUUUUAUACUUCCCUAGAUGGGGAAGUGGGGCUGCGCUGGAGUUGGAGUUGGGACAGCAGGCACUUUUUAUUUUCUGAAACAGUGUAGCAGUUUAAGGGAACCUGGUGGCUUUGUAUCCAGGCCAGUAACGGUUUUAGUGGACUCUCUGGUCCGCCAUUCUGAGGUUCUUCUCUGGCGUUAGCAGCCCUGCGGAGAAGCAAGGCCAUGACUGACCACCCACACAUCCUCCCACAGGGUUCGUGGAGGGCAUCUGUGCUGAGCUUUAGCAUCAGCUCUUGUUUUCAAGUCUGAAUCUGUUCGGUUCUGUCCCUUAGGCCGGAGUGUCAUGAACACUUCCUCCCUUUAUCUCUACAAGUGGGCUUUUCGUUUCUUUUUUUCCCCUUUUCCUUCUUUUGGUGCUGGAAGAGGCAACAGUGGUACAUGUUGAGAAUUAGCCAAUGACAGGCAGUUUCUACCUCCUACUUUAUUUGAAAUACAAUCUGUCCUUCACUGCUGGCUAGCAACAUAGUAUCUUUAUAGUCAAGCUUAAUGGUUAAGCAGACUUUCAGCCAGGCUAAGACUCCGGCUCCAGUUCUGUGAUUUGGGCAGAGUCUCUUGCUGAGCCUGGAGCGCCCCAAUUCCAGGAAUCACUCAGGUCACCCUGAUUGGAAGUCAACUGACUGGCGUCACAGAAACAACAGCUCCUGAGUUUGAAGAAAAGAGGCUCCUGGCCUAGGACAGAGGUUUGCAGCCCUUCUUCCCGGAACUCUCUGAACGCAUCUUCCCAGCAUCCUCUAGCAAAGAUGCGUCAGCUCAAGGGGAAGCCAAAGAAGGAGACAUCCAAGGACAAGAAGGAGCGGAAGCAGGCCAUGCAGGAGGCCCGGCAGCAGAUCACCACAGUGGUGCUGCCCACCCUGGCUGUGGUGGUGCUCCUGAUUGUAGUGUUCGUGUAUGUGGCCACACGCCCCGCAGUCACCGAGUGAGCCCCUCCAUUCCAGCUCUCCUCUGCAGGGAUGUCUACAGUGCCGAGCUCCCCGCAGUCACCGAGUGAGCCCAUCUGGGCCUGCUCUCCUCUGCAGAGGUGUCUACAGUGCCCGAGCUCCCAAUAGGAGGGCCCUGUCUUCUCUGCUCUUUGACUUGACUAAAAUUUCUCUACUUGUUUGGGGGAGGGAAUAGGGAAUAUUUUAUCAGUGAAUGUGCCAUACACCUGAUGGUCCACUUCAUGUGCCUUUCAGACUUCAAAGCAGCGUGCGUGUGCGUGUGCGUGUGUGUGUGUGUGUGUGUGUGUGUUUCUUUUUCUCCUGAAAUCGAUGCAUAACUGCGCCUGGGGAGCCGAGGACUCCCUGGGUGAGGUUGUUGGUUGGAAUCAGUGCCACCUCCCUCCCAUCCCUGCAACAUGCUCUCUUGCUCCUACUCACGACUUCCUAAGGGGACAGCGUUUCUGCUCUGUGCUUGAUGGGAUUUGAAAUAUGUUGAUUCAAAGUGAAAUAUUUAUUUUUUGAAUAAAGGAGAUAAUAGUCUUAAACUGGA
Molecule: messenger RNA, 1516 nt
Organism: Arvicola amphibius (Eurasian water vole)
Lineage: Eukaryota; Metazoa; Chordata; Mammalia; Rodentia; Cricetidae
Gene: Smco4
Product: single-pass membrane protein with coiled-coil domains 4
Exons: 4
Coding region: 790-969 (59 amino acids)
Source: RefSeq, a predicted model, not a curated record